AUGAACUCAACGGAAAUAAACAACAUGCUUAGGCAGAUUUUCAAGUAUACCACCUCCACUGAAAUGGAACAUGGCGAUAUUUCGGACGUACAUUUAAUCGUAGCAUUCAUAGCCGUUGUGAUAUGUAUGUUGACGCUUAUACUGCUGUUUAUCGACAGGCAGUUCCAUUUUCUUCCACAACCAUUUGCCUUUGCUCUAAUUACAUUGAUGGUUCUACUCUGGUUAAUUGCUGACUCAUUUCUAUGCUGCAGCAAUAACCUUAAGGCACUGAAUGCAUUUAUCGGUGUUUCUGUUACAGUACACGUACUUGUCGGCUUUGCAGCAACUUACGUUAAAAAAAUAAACCUAAAUUAUUGUAUCUCACUGUUGACACUUGCUACAGCAAUGUUUUUUGCCGGCGUAGUAUGUUUUUUUCUGGGUAGCGCUGAUCAUGUGUUCCAUUGGCUGGCUGGUGCAUGUUGGAGUGCUACUUCAGCUAUUGUAACAUUCAUCGUAGUGAAUCAAAUCAACUGGUCAAUGAAGAAAUAG
Messenger RNA from Trichobilharzia regenti, 528 nucleotides. The record is from the annotation of a GenBank genome assembly. Lineage: Eukaryota; Metazoa; Platyhelminthes; Trematoda; Strigeidida; Schistosomatidae.